AAUGGACUUUAUUCAUAAUUGUAAAAGCAAAUUAAAUAAAAGACUUACUAAAUUAAACCUUCAUACAAUCAUACUGCUGAUAGUUAAGUACUGCUGCUGUUUCUGUUUCUGUUUGUACUAGAAAUAAAGAACACAAAUUAAAGAUUCACUGAAAAGAUUAACAUCGAUUGAUACGAUCAAGAGAGAAGAAAUGAAGUGGCGAAAGGAGAUGCUAGAUGUGAUAUUGGUACCAGCAGGGCUGUUGAUGAUGUUUGGAUACCAUAUAUUCCUUAUAUACAGAUACCUCAGAAAUUCGAAGUGUACUGUUGUUGGCUUUCAUAAUCACUGUCAAAAAAUAUGGGUUAAGAAACUUAUGCAGGUUGAUGCAAUGAGUAGAGGUCCAGCUUUUACAGUAAUGAACAGCACGAUAGUAGCAUCGAAUUUCAUGGCAUCUACCUCUUUAACCCUGAGUUCUUUGAUUGGCGCAUGGAUCGGAAGCUCCUCAAGCAGUGAAAUAAUCAAGAGAAUAAUCUAUGGAGAUGCAGGAGUACCAAUCACUUCUAUCAAAUACAUCAGCAUCCUCUUGUUUUUCUUGCUUGCUUUUGCGUCUUUUGUCCAAUCUUCGAGGUGUUACGUGCAGGCUAAUCUCUUCUUGAGUAUGCCAAAGGCAGGGGUCCCUGAAGAAUUCAUUGUUGAGUCCUUAUAUCAUGGUGCAAAUUUCUGGCAGGUGGGUUUGAGGGCGAUUUAUUUUGCUAUAACAAUGUUGAUGUGGAUAUUUGGUCCGAUUCCUAUGUUUCUUUCCUCAGUUGCAAUGGUGGCGGUUUUGUAUGUUCUUGAUGUUAAUAAGAAGAUACUGGAUGAGUUUAAUGAGUCAAGUGAAAAAGAAGAAGAGAGAAAUAAAGCUGUGCCUAAGUGUUUUAAGCAGCAGGAAAUUAUGGUUGACGGUAGUUCUGAACUUCAAGCUACUGCUCUUACCACAGCGCUGAUGUCUACUACUGUUGCAUUCUAAUUGAAAUAAUCGUUUCUACCUUGG
Messenger RNA from Chenopodium quinoa (quinoa), 1012 nucleotides. RefSeq lists its product as uncharacterized. Bases 191 to 988 code for a protein of 265 amino acids. The record is from RefSeq and is a predicted model, not a curated record. Lineage: Eukaryota; Viridiplantae; Streptophyta; Magnoliopsida; Caryophyllales; Amaranthaceae. The transcript is spliced from 2 exons.